Chara braunii is the source of this 4106-nucleotide messenger RNA. Lineage: Eukaryota; Viridiplantae; Streptophyta; Charophyceae; Charales; Characeae. The record is from the annotation of a GenBank genome assembly.
GUAGUAUUGGAGAACCAUCCUAUGAAGGAAUGCGUAGUAUGGCUCUUGCUUCUGAGAUGGCGAUGGGCGAGAACUCCACCACGUCAGGGGAAGGCGGGAGCGGCAACGACCUGGCCAGCUUAUCGAUCAUGGUGCAGCUAGUCCUGCUAAUUAUGACUUUCAUCAUAGGCCACAUACUUCGGAGACGGCAGAUCUUGGUCAUUUCUGAAGCAGCGGCGGCAUUGCUUUUGGGUGUGUUGGUGGGCUUUACUGUCACGUUGCAUGAAAAUGCAGGUGGGUUCAGAGAUUGGAUAGAUUUCAACAACGAGUUCUUUUUCUAUUUCCUUCUGCCUCCUAUUAUAUUUGAGUCGGGAUGGAGCCUUAGACCAAAGCGCUUUUUUGCCAAUUUCGGUGGCAUCCUGAUGUUUGCCAUUAUCGGGACCGCCAUUUCAGCCUUUGUGAUUGCUAUACUUAUGUAUUUCGCAGGACAGUCCGGCCAUGGAAUUGCGUCCUUGCCCUUUCUGGAGUGUCUUGUGUUCGGAUCCCUGAUAUCGGCAACGGACCCUGUCACGGUCCUGGCCAUAUUCCAGGAAUUGGGUGCGGAUCCGGACCUAUAUGCUCUUGUAUUUGGAGAAUCGGUGCUGAACGAUGCGGUGGCUAUCGUUCUGUACAGGACGGUCAAGGAGUUCUUGGAUACCCCUGUUAGUGACAGGAGGGUGUUAUCAGCAAUCUGGUUCUUUUGCGUGAUUUUGAUGGGGUCUUUUGCGAUAGGGGUUAUUGUAAGCUUGGUGAGUGCUUUGAUUUUAAAGUAUGGGGGGUUUAAACAAGCCAAUCUGGGGGUUUUAGAGGCCUGCAUUGUGUCGCUUUUCCCUUACGUCGCCUACAUGAUGGCGGACGCGGCCAAGUUAUCAGGUAUCGUGGCGAUUCUCUUCGCGGGGAUUACCAUGCGGCAUUACACGAACCCGAACCUGUCGAAAGAGGGGCAGAAGAUCACAACAACAUUCUUUGCCAUGAUGGCCAAGCUCGCAGAGACGUUCAUCUUCAUCUACAUGGGCUUGGCGGUCUUCGUGGAAUCCCACACCUGGUCCAGCUACAAAUUCGCGCUCUGCAGCAUUGCCGUCACUCUCCUCGCGCGGGUCUUCAACAUCUACCCUUUGUCGUCUAUCGUCAACCUCUUCCGGGAAAAGAGUCAGCGGAUCCCUAUGACCCAUCAGCAUGCCUUGUGGUUUAGCGGCCUCCGAGGCGCCCUCGCCUUCGCACUCUCGGUGCAGUCGAUCACCGACCUGGCGGACGGACAUGGAAAGGUUCUGAAUACAGCGACGCUGAUCAUGGUGCUCUUCACAGUGGUGUUUAUCGGCGGAGGAACGCCAGCAACGCUCAAGGUUUUGAAAAUACAAUGCGGAAUUCCCCAUCACGAAAGGGAAGAAUUGGCCACGGAGACCGAGAACGGGGGUGGUGGUGGUGGUCCUCCUCAUCCUGGUGGCGGACCUGAGGGACCUGGCGGUGGUGGUCCUGGUGGUCAUCCUCGGUCGUCGCUGAAUUGGCGGCGGACAUCGGGGGUUUCGGAGGACGGCGGGGGUGUUUUUGAGAAGCAGGAUGAAGCGGAGGACAUUUUCCAUAAAAAGCCAUUUGAGAGACAGCGAGUGAACAUGAAGAAGAGGAUGAGGAAGCUCAAGUCCGAGGCACGGAAGCUGAAGAAAGAUGCAAGCUUCACUAGUCUGGACAAGAAAUACCUGAAACCUUUCUUCAUCAGUUCACAGCGGCCUCUUUUAGGACCACAUUCAGGACCGGAAGCCCAAAACCAUCAAGAUAGCAUACAUGCGAGUGUGGGGUCAGGGCAAGGGCAUUCCCGCAAGGGGGAGGGUAAUCAGGGACCAAUUACAGAUUGGAUCCUGGAGGGGUUGGGAUGCCCAGGACCUAAUCUGGGUGGCCGAGAUGGCGCACAAGAUUCGCCUAAGGGGCCAGAGACAGAACUCAGCCUACCUUCAGGUCUGACUCAACACAAGAAGAUUGUGGGAGGGAUUCCACAGACGGCUGAACCGGAGCACACUCAUCUCGACAAGCUGCGGGGAGGAGAAGAUGUCGUGUUAACGGUGGGAGAAAGAGGAGAAGGAGGGGGUAGCAGUAGGGUUAAGAAAGGCGACUUCGGCGGCAGUACGGCUAAGUGAGGGGAACAAAGUCGGCAAUGACGACAACCCGAGAAACUAUGGACCAGUUGAUCUUCAGCAUUGAUGUUCCAGGAACUGCAAGAGGAGAACGUAACGAGGGCAUUGAGGGGUAUUUUAGCAAAUUGAGGCGAGACCUGAGGGGUUGCGAAGAGAGAAAAGACCGUUUUCGUGUUACAUGAGCACGAAAGCCUCCUCCACAGACGGUCACCGAAAGAAAAGGAAAAAAAGGUGAGAACGCUCCCGAAUCACCUUUAAGUUUUUAGUUUGAAGUAGGGGCAAGAAAAGACGAAGUGGCGCUGAUGUCAUUGUUAUAGUUUCAAAAUGUGACAUGGCAAAAAAACAAAAAAAAGGCCGCCGCUAGCAGGGGGUUUGAAACUGCGGCCCUUUUUGUUUUAAGUUGCGUGAAUGCAGAUUAUUUGUUUUUUAGCGACCGCUUUUUUUUUUUUUUGGCCCUGCUUCGAGAACUGCUGAAGUUGCCUAUUAGAAAAGGCGCUCGGUGUGACCCAGGAGGAGCCGUUGCCCCCCCUCAAAAAAAAAAGAAGGAUUCAAAGGAUCAAAUCUGCCUAAAUUUCAACCACCAGUACUUGGGCGACGCCCUAGCGUUAACGCUACGCGAUUUCCGCGGCCGGCGGGCCAUCGAUAAAUCAAAUCGACAGCCUGUGCUGCUUCGAGAUUUGGGCGGCCGGCGCGGCAUUGUGUCCAAGUACUGGCAGUACACCACAAAUCGCCCCGCGGGUGUCAGCAAGCACUGCCAGCACAAAACCCACACCACUUAGGAGGCCGCCCAUUUGUUUUUUGAACAGCGGCGCCUCCGAGUUUUGCUUGUGGCGACAAAAACUUUCUGCAAGGCUGGGGCCGUGUACUUGCGGCUUAAGCCCCUGCUAGCGGGGGUCUUAAACUGCGCCAGUACACCACAUAUCCACCCGCGGGUGUCGGCAUGAAACCCGCACCACUUCGGAGGCCGCCCAUGUUUUUUCCAACGGCGGGCCUGGCCACGCGGCUUUUGAGUUUUGCUUGUGGCAACAAAAACUUUCUGCAAGGAUGGGCCAAUGUACUAGCGGUUUAAAACCACAAGUACACAGCCCCAGCCUUGCAGUCCGAAACUUGUCGCCACAAGAACGCUGGGCCCACCGUUGAUAAACUCGAUUGGAGGUCACGUAUUUGUUUCACGGCUCCAGAAUUUGAGGUGUCAGGCCCGCGGCCCAGUUGCUUAUGUACUGGUGCUUUACGUCUGUUCAGCUCUUUUUCUCAUUUUGUGAGAGAUAGAGCAGAAAUGAAGCUGUCCGCCCUGCCAAAGUGCUCAGUGGCCUGCCGAAGGCCAACCGACGGGCCCGGUCGUCCCCAGUCGCCCUGCACAACUAACGCCCGGGAUCUGAUACCCUGGGGCUGCUGAGCCUGUCCGCAUCCAGCAUGUCUGAGAGCAGUGACAGCAGUGACAGGUGCAUGUGGCAUUGUGCCAUAUGCCGUAUGUUGUUUGGUGACAUCAAGGGUUCAUCACAGGGUAAGCGCCAGGAUUGAACGCAUGAUAGAAGGAAUGUGGAGGAUAGCAGCACUGGCAUGUGAUUGGAGAUCAAGGCGUCAAUAAGCGGGGUCUGCAACAUGAAGCUGAUCAUUGGGCCUCGCUCCACUACUGUCCACUGUACAAAAAUAAACAGUCGGAGGCAGCUCCGGUUAGUGUCCACUGUCCAUGCGAAAAACUGCUUGGACAGUAACUGUUGUGAAAAAAUCAGAUGACAUUUGACAGUCUACUGUCCCCGAUUGUAUAAUUCCCAGCCUGCAAAAUUGGUUCUGUGGAGAGUCCGUCAAAGAACGCACGAUGCCGACCCAAACUUGGACAGUGUACGUGAAGUUUGGGCAGACAAAAUGCUUUCGAUGCCGUCUUGUACUGAAGUCGCGGUAGAAGUGCAGCUGUAUAGUGGACAGUGGACAGUGGACAGUAAAUGAAGCGAUGCCCCGUUC